AUGGCAACAUCACCUUCAAAUCUCGAGGACGGUUCCUCGCCAACGCCCGCGGCGAAGUCUGCUUUGGCGACGGUCGGGAGACAACUCUUACCAUUCGUGAUUGGAGGCGGCUCCGGGAUCGUUGCAACAACAUGCGUUCAUCCGAUUGAUAUGGUCAAGGUCCGACUACAGCUUCUGGGCGAAGGUUCAUCAGCAAAAGCGGCUUCACCUUUGGCCGUCGGACGACAGAUCGUUGCCGAAGGUCGAUUUCUCGACCUCUACUCUGGAAUAUCGGCAGCAUGGCUUCGACAGGCAUCAUAUGCCACCCUCAGACUUGGUUUCUUUGAUCGAUUCCAGGCUGUGCUUGUGGAGCGAGCAAAAGCCAAGGAUACCACGAUCGGUUUCGGAGAACGAGCACUGGCAGGUCUGGGCGCUGGAGGAUUGGCGGCGGCGAUCGCCAACCCUUCGGAAGUGGCUCUCAUUCGAAUGCAAGCAGAUGGAAUCAAACCAAAAGCUGAACGAGCGAACUAUCGUUCUGUUGUCGAUGCUUUGGUCCGUAUCGGCAAGACAGAGGGUAUCACUGCGUUGUGGUCAGGCUCGUAUCCUACGAUUAUCAGAGCAAUGGCAACCAAUUUCGGGCAGCUGGCUUUCUUCUCCGAGUCGAAGAAUCAACUGACGCAACGGACGAGCCUUUCGGGGAGGAAUGUCACGAUUGCAUCUUCUUGCGUGGCUGGCUUCUUUGCGGCUUUCUUCAGCCUCCCGUUCGACUUUCUCAAGACGAGAUUACAACGUGGUGGUUCAACUUAUAGCGGAGUGCUCGACUGUGCCGUCAAGGUCGCGAAACAAGAAGGCCUGCUGAGAUUUUAUCGAGGAUUCGGGACCUAUGUGUUACGCAUUGCUCCCCACUCGAUCAUUACGCUGAUUGUAGCGGACAACGUGAACGCGGUGGUCAGACAACAGCUAGACGGCGAGGUGGUGGAAAGGCCCUAA
Messenger RNA from Zymoseptoria tritici IPO323, 969 nucleotides. RefSeq lists its product as uncharacterized. Gene Ontology annotation, molecular function: oxoglutarate:malate antiporter activity. Gene Ontology annotation, biological process: transmembrane transport. NCBI's taxonomy places the organism in Eukaryota, Fungi, Ascomycota, Dothideomycetes, Mycosphaerellales, Mycosphaerellaceae. The coding region runs from base 1 to 969 and encodes 322 amino acids. The record is from RefSeq and is a predicted model, not a curated record. The transcript is spliced from 2 exons.